AUGCCAGCGGCCUCGAAGCCAAUCCCGCAUGCCCGGGUCGGCAUGUUUGACCGUCUUCGUAUACUGGUCUUCUUCCUCCUGAGACGCAUGUUUGUCAUCAAACACGAGGUGUUCAACGAUCUGAAUAGAGUGGGAUGGGCGAAGGCUCUCCAAUGGGCAAGCCUUUCGAUUGUUGGCUCAGGGCUGCUUACCAUGCUGCUCGUUCUGCCAUAUGUUGGGGCAGGCUCCUCCUUGCCAUCGUUCUCCUCCGUCUGUACUCCCGAUGCCUCGUUCGACCCUUUCCACAUGAAUUCGCAGUGGGACAUCCGCCGUUUCUUCCAAAUCACUCUUGCUUUUGGAGAUUUGAAUUUCACUCAGGCCAAAGUCAUUGAUGUUGCGUGGGAUAUUGUCAUUGGACGGCUUGGGCAGGCCUUGAUAGCCUACCUAUCUUGGCGAUCCUUCUCAGCAUACAUUGCCGCGUCUAUGCACUUCAGACCAAUCACUUACCGGGUCUUUCGCACCUUGUUUGUGGACAGAGAACCGACUUUGAUGUCCACCAUCGAAGUGUUGAACGACUUCGUCUCAGGUCACUGUCUCGAGUCGCGAUUCGUCAUGUCAUUUAUGGUCAUCACAAUGUCCCUCACUCUCUUCUUUCCUACUCUGGCGAGUGCUAUGACAGGAUAUAGCCCCCGGAAUACGGCUUAUGUUAGAGACUAUAACGAUAACCUUGCCGCGUUCUCCCGGUUUCAUCCAGUCAUGUACAUUAUUCAUGAUGGCAGCCGCAUAGGACUCGCAGAUGAGUAUCCCAUCGUCUUCUGGAAUGUCUCUUUGACUGCACACAACUUCAACAUCGACUCCCUCUACUACUUCGCUUAUACGGAAUCACUUCGUGUUUGCUUUAGGGACAAUACGAAUGCUGAGCCGUCCACUAUACCCUUGUGUAGGAUGCAACAGGGAGCAUCUAAGUAUGUGGCUGACUAUGGCUAUUUCGGUACAAACACGACAACAUCGGCCUGGAAUAAUAUUACACUUCCCAGCCCAACGCUCAACAUUUCGUCGACCCUUCCAUAUUCUCUGCAUAGUCAUAUCGUGGAGUGGGGUUCGGACCAUGGACUCUACCCGUUCAAGCCAGACUUGGAGUCUGAGUCCCUCGGGCGUCCCCUACAACACCAAUACUCUAGCGACUUUGCCUUGACAUACUCAGACGCCGUUUAUGACAGAAAAUACAUUCAGAAAUAUGGCAGCUGCCAGCCAUUACUUGUUCGUGUUAAUGCCAAAUACACAUUGGAAUUCUAG
This is a messenger RNA of Thyridium curvatum, 1275 nucleotides long. RefSeq lists its product as uncharacterized. Bases 1 to 1275 code for a protein of 424 amino acids. The record is from RefSeq and is a predicted model, not a curated record. NCBI's taxonomy places the organism in Eukaryota, Fungi, Ascomycota, Sordariomycetes, Thyridiales, Thyridiaceae. The transcript is spliced from 4 exons.